AUGGCAGUGAACACGACAGUGAACAUGACAGAAUAUGUGAACGCCUCCGUCCCUUCAACAACAUCUUCGCCAUUGGGGGUGGCAAAUGUAUCCGAGAUGACUGCCUUAUUCGUGACUAAUGGGACCAACGACGAUAACGGAACCGGUGUCAUAUGGUUGGCGAAUUAUUGGUCCAGUUUUGUAGAAAGACCAACAUCUCAACAAUCUACGUCAGCUGGUGUCUGGAUUCGUCUUGUCGGCCUACCACCUGUCAUGCUCCUUGGAAUUGUUGGAAACAUUCUGGCUAUAUUGGUCAUGUCCCGGCCGGCGAUGAGACGCCAUUCUUUCAGCUCCUACCUGUUGCUGUUGGGAGUCUGUGAUACCAUAUCUCUCCUCGUCCGGUUACUCUUCUGGGUCAACUUAUUUCUGGAGUUUCAAGGGUCGCCUGUGCUCAUCACUUUCACAAACCUCCCCGCCUGCAUCAUCAGUGAAUAUUUCAUCACCGUCAACACUGUCGUCUGCUCCUGGGCUGUCGUCUGCAUCACAUACGAGCGGGUAAUUAUAGUGAUCUUUCCUUUGACUGGUACCAAGUUGUGCAAGCCAUUUAUCUCCCGCAGGGUCGUCGUCCUGCUCAUCCUGUUCCCCCUCCUGUUGAUGUCCUACAUUCCCUUCAACACGAAGUACCUACCAAACCUUGGUUGCGUCAUGCGCUACAUUCCAGACAUGAUGAUCCAUUACGUCAUGGCCACGACGUUCGUAACCAUGCUCCCCCUAGCUCUCAUCCUCUUUGGAAAUGCUGUCAUAAUAAUACAACUAAAACGUCAAAACAAAGCAAUAACCGGAACCGGAAACCGCGAAGACAAAGUCAGCCGGGUAACUACCAUGUUGGUGACGGUGUCCUUGACCUUCUUCAUUCUUGUUUUGCCGAACGCGCUGAUGGCGUUGUUGCUCGCCCUCCGGUCUGAUUGGGGUUUUCUCCGUGUAGCUGUGGAUCCUGCCGCCUUCCUUUGGGAUCUCAACUUCGCCAUUAACUUCUACCUUUACGUCAUCACCGGUGACAACGUGAGAACCGAGGCGAGGGAGAUGUUCUCAUGCAUUAAGGCAAUGUCUAACACUGGAACUACACCUGCGCUACAGCGAGACGGUACCGUGGCACGAAAGUAA
Haliotis rufescens (red abalone) is the source of this 1143-nucleotide messenger RNA. Its product is annotated as FMRFamide receptor-like. The transcript has a single exon. The coding region runs from base 1 to 1143 and encodes 380 amino acids. Gene Ontology annotation, biological process: G protein-coupled receptor signaling pathway. Gene Ontology annotation, cellular component: plasma membrane. NCBI's taxonomy places the organism in Eukaryota, Metazoa, Mollusca, Gastropoda, Lepetellida, Haliotidae. The record is from RefSeq and is a predicted model, not a curated record. Gene Ontology annotation, molecular function: G protein-coupled receptor activity.